Messenger RNA from Carlito syrichta (Philippine tarsier), 1815 nucleotides. It is a transcript of the gene PGAM5, whose product is annotated as PGAM family member 5, mitochondrial serine/threonine protein phosphatase. The transcript has 5 exons. The record is from RefSeq and is a predicted model, not a curated record. The annotation marks the transcript as partial. NCBI's taxonomy places the organism in Eukaryota, Metazoa, Chordata, Mammalia, Primates, Tarsiidae. Gene Ontology annotation, cellular component: mitochondrion. Gene Ontology annotation, biological process: positive regulation of mitochondrial fission.
GAGUUGCACACGGCUUUGCUUGCCAGCCAGAGAGGCCUGGAGCUAGCGGGGUGGAGGGUGGAGGUGUGCUCUGAGAGGCUGUCUCUCUGGGAUGGACCGAAGGCCUUGGCUUCUCCCUGGGGCUCCUUUCAGGCUGACAAAUUGGAAAUAUCGUCUUGUCAGAACUACUCAGAGGUGACUUGGGAACAGGUCUGGGGAUGUAUCAUCUUGUAUUUCAACAUCAGGCGAGAACCCCUGUCUCUGAUCAACCUGCGGAAGAGGAACGUGGAGUCCGGAGAAGAAGAGCUGGCGUCUAGGCUGGACCACUGCAAAGCCAAGGCCACACGGCACAUCUUCCUCAUCAGGCAUUCCCAAUACCACGUGGAUGGCUCCCUGGAGAAGGACCGCACCCUGACCCCGCUGGGUCGAGAGCAGGCUGAACUCACUGGGCUCCGACUUGCCAGCCUGGGGCUGAAGUUCAAUAAAAUUGUCCACUCGUCCAUGACCCGUGCGAUAGAGACCACUGACAUCAUCAGCAGGCACCUGCCAGGCGUCUGCAAGGUCAGCACCGACCUGCUGCGGGAAGGCGCCCCCAUCGAGCCAGACCCGCCCGUGUCCCACUGGAAGCCAGACGCUGUGCAGUAUUACGAGGACGGGGCCCGAAUCGAGGCUGCCUUCAGAAACUACAUCCACCGCGCCGACACCAAGCAGGAGGAGGACAGCUACGAGAUCUUCAUCUGCCAUGCCAACGUCAUUCGCUACAUCGUGUGCAGAGCUCUGCAGUUUCCACCUGAAGGCUGGCUCCGCCUCUCCCUCAACAAUGGCAGCAUCACCCACCUGGUGAUCCGACCCAACGGCCGAGUAGCACUCAGGACCCUCGGGGACACGGGGUUCAUGCCCCCUGACAAGAUCACUCGGUCCUGAGGGCCACCCGGGAGGCUUCCCCUCAUCCGCUCAAGACCCGGCCCCGGCCUCUCCUUCCCUGUCCUCCUCCGCGGCUCGUGUGGCUUCUAAGGAAGAGGCCGGCAGCAAGGUGAAGCACUGAAAAUGCUGCGUUUGGGUCCCGACUUCUGACCUAGGCUGAAGAGGGAGGUCUGGCUCAGGCAGCUUGACUUUCCUGCGAGGUGUCCGCCUCACCACCUGCCAAGAUGUCCCGGUGUGCGGGGAGACCUCCCAGGCGGAAGUUGGGCCCGUUGUGGGGACUGAAGCUUGGCAGAGACUGUUGUGUUGGUGACCACAGCUGGCCACGCGGCCCCCUGCUCCACCAGCAAAGCCGGUCAGGCAGGAGGGUGACCCAGGCUCUGUUCACAGCUCAUCUCACUUCACACCUUGAUUUCCCAAAACCCUUUCGUCGUUUAAAGGCUUUCGUCAUCUUGGGUUCUUGCUUUGAAACCAGCUUCUCACUCCAAAGUUAGAGGUCCCAGCAAGGUCGGAUCUGAACUCACCUCCUUUUAGGCCUUUCAGGCCUGAGGACGGGCCAGACACACACAGGUGAACUUGGCAGCUGAGGAACGACACGAAUCUCUGGAGGUGGCAUGACCUUUGACCUUCCUGCUGGUCUCAGAGGAGAGGAGUAUCCUUUUUCGGUAAAACGUUCCCGGCUGACAGCUCGAUCAUAGUUUGCCUCUGGCUAAUUGUUUAUGGUUAUGGGUUAAAAUAUUUAAACACGUGUCUCUUCCAAAUGUUCUGUUAAUUUAGGAAAAAACAGUACAGUUUCUAUGACAUGGUUGUGAACUUUUUCCGUAAUCAUUACAACUCAUUGGGAUAUUUGAUCAAUUUCUCUGUCCACUUUAGAAAUAACUGUAAUAAAAUUUUACUGUUUUUUUUUUUAAAGGA